Molecule: messenger RNA, 1161 nt
Organism: Closterium sp. NIES-65
Lineage: Eukaryota; Viridiplantae; Streptophyta; Zygnematophyceae; Desmidiales; Closteriaceae
Source: the annotation of a GenBank genome assembly
AUGCCCUGUUUUUUUUUUCGAAUCGUUUUUUUCCGCGAUGCCGUUAUCCGCGCUGGCGUCAACCGCGCUGAGAGCUCGCCCCUCCUCCUAUCUUGUCCUCAGUCCCCCUUUUUCUUAUCUCCUCUUCCUCCUUCCCAUCCGCUCCGCUUCUUCGCAUCCCCUUCCCUUCUUCCCAUCCCUUCCCCUUCUUCCCAUCCACUCCCCUUCUUCUCAUCCCCCCUUAUUCUUCCCAUCCCAUCCCCUCCCCUUCUUCCCACCCCCUCUUAUUCUUCCCAUCUCCCCUUCUUCCAAUCUCCUCCCCUUCUUCCCAUCCCCUCCCCUUCUUCCCAUCCCAUCCCUCCCGUUAUUCCGUUCCCCUCUCCUUCUUCCCAUCCCUUCCCCUCCUUCUCAUCCCCUCCCCUUCUUCCAUUCCUCUCCCCUUCUCCCCAUCCCUUGCCCUCCUCCCCAUCCUCCCCCUUCCUCCCACCUUCUCCCCUUCGUCCCAUCCCCUUUCCUGACUCCAAUCUCCCAGUGUACACCAUCCGCACACCUGAUCACCCCUUUCUUUCCUUCCCCAUCGUUCUCCACCUCCUCGCUUGCCGCCUAUCGUCCACCCCUUCUCGCACCCGCCACUGCACGUAUUUCAUCAGUCUAUCUCCACUCCCCAACGCCUGCUGGCACGCUGUCUUCUCUGCACUCUCCUGCACCCCCCUCUCUCCCCUGCGACUCCUGAUGUUCGCCUUGCGUUCCCCAGUCCCUCCCCUUGCACCCCACCAAUCUCUCCCCCCUGUGCGCUCACCGAUCCCUCCCCGUGUCACAGCCGCCAAUGUGCGCACGUACUACCAGCAGUAUGAGGAGGAGCAAACGCAAUCCCUCAUAGACCAGCGAAUCCGCGACCACCUCGGCUCCGUCCCCAUCGGCUCCGGCCUUCCCAUCGGCGCCGCCGCCGCAGCAGCAGCAGCCGGAGGCGGGGCCGCCCCCGGAGGGUUCCCGCAGCAGCUGCUGCGGCCAGGCAUGCCCCCCAUGGGCCUCCCUGGCAUGCCGGGUAUGCCAGGGAUGCCGUUUGGCAUGCCGGGUGGUGCAGGGCGGGGGGCGGUGCUGCCGCUGCCAGGGCAGUUCUUUGGUGCGUCGGGCAUGCGGCCGCCCAUGGGUGGCAUGGUGCUCAUGCGCCCCUCGAGAUGA